Paramecium octaurelia is the source of this 537-nucleotide messenger RNA. Lineage: Eukaryota; Ciliophora; Oligohymenophorea; Peniculida; Parameciidae. The record is from the annotation of a GenBank genome assembly.
AUGGAAGAAACUUUCAAUAAUAUAUAUUUCAAGGGAGAAGGCUAUCAAACGAACAGCUAAAUCUUAGAUCAAGCGAAUCAGUCAACCAUUUCGAAUCACAUGAACAAAUUUAUGAAUCUGUAUUUACAAGUAUUAUUAAUCAUAUUGUAUUAAGAAAGUUCACUUGUAAAUGUUAUUAUAUCAAUGUGAUAGUGAAGAGUAAUGUCAUUAUUAUGUUGAAUAAUUGAAUAGAUAUUUGCAAUAGUUUUGUGCAGCUGGAAAAGAGUUUAAUAAUUAUAAGAAAUUCUCUUUGAACUUCAAUUGGAGUGAAUAUCAUAAAUAGAAUUUCAUCACUAGAAUACUCUACGAUUCCAAAAUUUACGAUACGAUAAUGACAAUCAAGGAUAACUAUCAAAGCGAGGGAGUUGAGAAACUAGUUAAUUUAAUCAAAGCAAAGUAAAAUAACAACUCACCAAAAUAGUAAAAACAAUAAGAUAGAAUAUUGUUGCGAUCUGGUUUACUAAGAGUAAACUAUCUAAAUUAAAACUCAUUCUGAUU